AUGAGGCAUUCGUAUUACGUUGAUGUUCCUGAAUUUACCAGAGGGUGUCUGAUGGUACUUGAGAAAGUAGUGGUGUUCCCUGAUCAUUGACGCACGUCAAUUGAUUCUUUGGCUCGGCUGUAUAAUUUGACGUGACGUGGUCGCAUAUGAUGUAUUGUGUAUUGGCCAGUCUUCUUUGGGGAUUGGGCGUGGCCGUCGUUCAAGAUCAGACUCGAGUUCCAGGUACGUCUGGGUCUGAGGUGACAGAAGCUGUGGUGAACAGUAUCACAGAGUCGUGUCUGUUUCCGGAUGACAAGCUGUUCCUCAGACGCCUGGCCUACGUGGAGACGCACGACGGUACAGACGCUAAGACCUACAGACCUGGCUAUGAUGGGGGAAUCUGGCAGAUCGACCAGGACAAGUUCAACAUGAUCAAGAACACUGGCACCCUGUUCUCGGAUGUCAGCUCACAGUUUGCCAUCGACUGGAGCACCGUUCAGUGGUCAGAUCUCAGAAAGCCUCUGUACUCCGGGCUCGCUGCUGCUCUCUACCUGUCUACCAUUAGCGAACCCCUCCCGCAGGGUGCGGAGAAUCAAGGUUCCUACUUCAGGAAGUACUUCCAUGAUGACCCCCACUCGGCUCACAACUAUUACACAGCAGCGAAACAACUCAACAUUGUCUGUUCACGAACAAACCUGGAUCUGGCUUUUCUCAUGGACGCAUCUGGAAGUGUCUCAGCGGAUGACUUUGACAGUGCUAAAAGAUUUGCUCGUGACGUGAUCAAAAUAUUUCAAAUUGGCCCAAAUGACGUGAGGGUAGCUUUCAUCUCUUUCAGCACUGGUUACAGAGCCGAGUUUGACUUCAUCAAAUAUACGGCCAAAGAUGAAGUUCUUGGCGCCAUCGACAAGGUCACCAAGGCGGGCGGUGGAACAGAAACUGACUUGGCCUUGAACUUUGCUUCUGAAGAUCUCUUCACUGAUGCAAUGGGUUCACGGAAUGGUUCCUCCAAGAUUAUUCUCCUCGUAACUGAUGGUAAAUCCAACGCAAGUACAAGGACAAUUGCUGCAGCUCGACGAGCUCGCAAAAAGGGCAUCAUCAUCUUUGCUAUUGGUGUUGGGCGACACGUGGAUCACCUGGAGUUGGUGGGCGUGGCGAAUGCACCAUCGUGUACACAUGUGAUAGUGUUGUCGGGAUAUUCAGAUCUUACUGCUCUUGUCAGUGAAAUACAGCAACGAUCUUGUAAAGCACCGGCGGUUCUGAAGACAGGGACCUACACCCUACCUUGCUCUAAGGAUGAGCUGUACCAGAUUCUUACAGACGGUCCAACCACUCAAGUCACGGUUAGCGUGGAAAAUGGCGAAGUGGAUAUAUAUGGAUCGUCAACGUAUCAGUCGCCCAACAUAGCUGUCAACAGUUUUCACAGUACCGCCCUACCAGGAGUCCCGUGUGUGAUGCUUCUGAAUGCAGAUCAGGGAGCGCUGUAUCUGAAUGUCACCACAUCAGGACAUCGUUGUGCUGGCAAAUACACCAUAACAGUCGGCGACCUGGAGUGGGUUGCACCGUAUGUUCCGGUGAUAUGUGUUAAAGGUACCACAGCCGAUCUUUGCUCCGUGACGAAUAUCUACAAGAACAUCUACCAGUUCCUAUCGCCCCCGUACAGCAUCCUCAAUCCAUGCAAGCCCGGAGCCCCUACCAACAAGCCGCAUCCCCUGGACCAGACAAAGUUCAUCUACUGCGGCAGCAACGGAACCGACGCCGUUUUUCAAUGUCCACCCCACCACGUCUACGACCUUAGCACCAUGAACUGUGUCAUUGGAGAACCGUCAACAACCACCACCUCGACCACAACCACGACCACAACAACAACCCCAACCCCAACCCCAACCCCAACCCCAACUACAACAACACCUUCAACCACAACUACUGCAGACACUACUUUCGAACCUACAACCUUCCUUCCAGGCAACCCAUGCACCAAAGAACAUCUGGCGGAGGGUAUUUUCCUUUUCCCUUACCCUCCCGACAAAACGAAGUACAUUGACUGCUCCAACUUUCCAAACGUGGGCUUCAUCAAACAGUGCGAUGCCGGGAAGGUAUGGGACGAACUGGAUUUCAUUUGCAGUUUCGAGCAUGUGAUCAUUAACCAGACUGAACUGAUCUUUGAUUUGAUCCCCAACCCAUGCCGACCACAUCGGAACAACGGAGAUGUGUUCUUCUACGCUCAUCCCACUGACAGACAAAGGUACAUUCAUUGUGACCAGUACGGAAAUGGUUUCGAACAGAUUUGUCCUGGGAAUGAGUUUUGGCACGAGGAGCUUCUACAAUGUGUUCCAGAUGGAUUGAUUAUUGGUUGACGUCUGUACAGCGAAACCCCGUACCUUCCCGAUCGAUUUAUAAAUAUCCAUAUUAAUGAACCAUUGGCACGUAGUAUUAUUGUUUCAGUGUACAGUCUUGAAUGGACUUUUUUGGCUAUCGGAGUUUCACUGAACAAUGUUUAUAAUAAUCCUGAAUACUCGUAUUACGAGAAAUACAGAAAACUUAAGAUCACUCCAUUAACUGGAAGUGCCAUUAAAUACGAUAUCACUUAACGCGAAGAGAUCAUCGAUGUUCCUUAAAGAUCUAUUGUUU
This is a messenger RNA of Haliotis rufescens (red abalone), 2607 nucleotides long. RefSeq lists its product as uncharacterized. The transcript is spliced from 8 exons. The record is from RefSeq and is a predicted model, not a curated record. Gene Ontology annotation, cellular component: extracellular region. Gene Ontology annotation, molecular function: chitin binding. NCBI's taxonomy places the organism in Eukaryota, Metazoa, Mollusca, Gastropoda, Lepetellida, Haliotidae. Bases 147 to 2333 code for a protein of 728 amino acids.